UGCAUCGUGACGGUCAGACACGCUCUCAUUUGGCGACGUCAGGCCUUGUCCCCAGUCAUGCGUAUUGGGCUUGUUAUUGGGUUGGUUGUUAUGAGUGAACGAGGCCUCGGACUAAAUUAGGAGAGAAACCCCCCCACCCCCCCUCCCCUCCACCGCGGCUGCCCCGGGACAUCCGCCAUGGAGGGCAUGGAUUUAGAUCUGGACCCGGAGCUCAUGCAGAAAUUCAGCUGUAUGGGAACUACCGACAAAGACGUCCUCAUCUCCGAAUUCCAGAGGUUACUGGGCUUUCAGCUCAAUCCUGCCGGCUGCGCCUUUUUCCUGGAUAUGACCAACUGGAAUCUGCAGGCAGCCAUUGGGGCAUAUUAUGAUUUUGAGAGCCCAAACAUAAAUGCCCCAUCAAUGUCGUUUGUGGAAGAUGUCACAAUAGGGGAGGGGGAGUCUGUCCCCCCCGACACACAGUUCACAAAGACGUGGAGGAUACAAAACACAGGGGCAGACGCCUGGCCCCCAGGGGUGUGCCUAAAGUAUGUGGGCGGGGACCAGUUUGGGCACGUGAACAUGGUGACAGUGCGUUCGUUGGAGCCCCAGGAGAUCUCGGACGUCAGCGUGCAGAUGCACAGCCCGGCCAGCUCCGGCAUGUACCAGGGCCAGUGGAGAAUGUGUACUGCCACUGGCCUCUUCUACGGAGAUGUGAUCUGGGUGAUCCUGAGCGUGGAGGUGGGCGGGCUCCUGGGCGUCACGCAGCAGCUGUCCUGCUUCGAGACGGAGUUCAACACGCAGCCGCAUCGUACCGUGGAGGGUGACUUCAACCCCUUUGCCUCACCGCAGAAGAGCCGGUGCGAUUCUGCCGACGAGCUGCUCAAGGGCCCCGCCGACCACAUCCAGCCGGACCGAAACGGGCUGUCCCACAGCCCUGUAAACAUCACGCCAAAUGCUCUGCAGAGCAACUUAUCGGUAGUGACUUAUGGCCAGGGUUUUCAUGGGCCCUACCCUUUUGAACAGUCUUAAAGGCUGGUAAUCAUCUUGGCUGACCAAAGCUGAGGUAUUGACCUUUCAGUGGGAGGGUGCUCACCCCUGUGCUUGGGGGACCCCCUCCCUGAACCACUACCCGCCCCCCACCCAACCAAACCAUUGAUGAAACCUGAAGACAAGCCUGCUGUGGUCCACCCCCUGCGAGGGUCCGCCUGCGUGAGUUCUGGGGGGGUACGCAGACACAUGUCACAGUCGGUAAUGGGAAGCGUGGCACGGGGGGGGGGCAACAAGCUGACACUUCAUUUGCCCUUUGAGAAAACAAUAAUUUUUUUAAUGGAUGUUUUAAUGUAUUGAAUCUUAUCACUGCUCUUUAUAUAUUUUGAUAAUAAUUGCACAGUGUAUACUAUUUGGGGCGGGGAAAGCCAUGAGGGCUGUAACAGGUAUUCUGUAGACUCGUGCGGCCUUUGUUUUGGUUGAUUUCGUAAUUGGAUCCCUUAUUGAUAUUAUCUCUUUAAAAAUGGCAUAUGCACUGCUAGUACUUAAAUGCCUAAGGAAGGUUAAGGCAAAUUAAACUGUCAAAGUUCAGUGGGGAAUACUAUUGAUCCAAAAGCGGAACUGGUCUGACUGGUGAUGGAGCUGACCAGGGAAAGCUCGAUGUGUUUUCCCCACGAACAUAUCCCAGACCACUUCCUGCCGGUCUGCUGAACCGGUUGGCUUUAAGGGGGGGUGGGGUGGGGGGGCUUUGUCGCAGUUCAUAUGGUGCUGUAUCUGCAGCUGCAGAAGUUUACACGCGAUCACAUUGCACUCAAGUGAGGAAGGACUCCUGGAUGUUGGAGCCACCGUCAGUCUGACGGACGUCAGCGUUUCCCGCGUAGAGGAAGUCCUCGCUUCGGCGAGCACCGUGGGCAGCCUGCAGCGUUUCCCUGCCAGGCCUGGCUAAUGUUUGGCGCGCAGUUUAGGGUAAGACCAGGCUGGGUUGGUUCCUCGAUUCCUUAGUAAAGAUCUAUGGCGUGGUGCGUCCUGGGAGACGACUGUGGGUCUCGUACGCUGGAUGUUGAGAGCCGGAAGCCAGACCCGGUGACGCGAGAGCAGUCCAAAGAUCACCUGACUUGAACACAGUAGCUCACCGACUGGCGUUCUGGAGGCCGUGCGGCCAGUCGGACGCUAAUGCUGGCAUCUCAUCCAAGCGCUUUUCUGUACAUAGUAGGAGUUCUGUUUGUUUGGUUUGAAAGGUAAUUUGAGACUGCGAAUGAUAAUUUCUUUUCUUAUUAUACUCUGAAGGUCCCGUGAGAGGUUUAACCUACAGUGUGCAUUACUACAGAGUGAAGUAUUGAGUGUGACAUGCGAGUUGAAGGAAUCCUUUUAAAUUCAGCACCAGCUUUUAGAGAUGUUAUAAAUUAUUGCAGAAUUUAUAAUAAUAAUACACAGUAUAAGCCAUAUCCAAGUUGUAUUACCGUUAAAACUGAGGCUUUGUUUUCUGUUCCACCCUCAGCUUCAAUACGUGCCGUAACUAAGAAAUCAAAAAUAUGUUUAGUGUACCAGAGUUGAACUUGCUCUCCAUUUGACUUCUUGUGAAAAAUAUUGUAAUCCACGUUCUUGCAUUUAGCUUCUGUGUUGCACAGCUGUACUUGUACUAACUUCUUCAUUUGCAUCUACAAGCUGUGCUUAUUCAUCCCAAAGAGUAUACACUGGCCUUCCUGAUCUUCUGCUUUGUUUGGGUUUUUUUCUCCCCUUUCAUUUCACCAAAUUGCAAACUGCAUACUAACUGCAAAUUGUUUGACUCCUUGCCCAGUGUCUGUAGUUAAUUAACCCCUCUUCGCCCCCAACCAAAUGUUCUCUGGCUCACCAUGGCUGAGCUACAAUGGAUGAUAAAAGUUGCUGUGGGGUUUGAGGGGGGGGGGUAUUUCUGAGCAAAGCAACGUGAUUCUUCAUGUCUGUAAAGAUGAAUGUUGUAUGAUUCAUUUAACACUGAAAUGACUACAAAUGUACAUGGAUCAGCAAGCUGCCUGUUUUUUUGCUUGUGUGUCAGUUUGGGGAGUAUGGUUAAUUACAGUGUGUGUAAUGGUAUACGAAGAUUAAAAUAUUUAUGCAUUU
Molecule: messenger RNA, 3066 nt
Organism: Paramormyrops kingsleyae
Lineage: Eukaryota; Metazoa; Chordata; Actinopteri; Osteoglossiformes; Mormyridae
Product: protein ILRUN-like
Biological process (GO): macroautophagy
Cellular component (GO): phagophore assembly site
Molecular function (GO): ubiquitin binding
Source: RefSeq, a predicted model, not a curated record